Messenger RNA from Ooceraea biroi (clonal raider ant), 7240 nucleotides. It is a transcript of the gene Chc, whose product is annotated as clathrin heavy chain. NCBI's taxonomy places the organism in Eukaryota, Metazoa, Arthropoda, Insecta, Hymenoptera, Formicidae. The record is from RefSeq and is a predicted model, not a curated record. Gene Ontology annotation, molecular function: structural molecule activity; clathrin light chain binding. Gene Ontology annotation, cellular component: clathrin coat of coated pit; clathrin complex; clathrin-coated endocytic vesicle. Gene Ontology annotation, biological process: intracellular protein transport; receptor-mediated endocytosis.
AACCUUUGAGAAUAUCAGAUGGAAAGGAAGAAAAAUACCAUUCGGGACGGAAAGGGAAACUUGAAAAUUACGCGGAACGGUUACGCGCUCGUGCGCCACUGUGGCUUCGCUCGUGGCGGCGGCACAGCGACGUAAAUCGCGGGGAAGAGAGAGGAGGGGAGGGAUCGGGAUGCGCGAGUUUUGCCACUGAGUCCAAUCGUGUCAAAUCGUGCUUGUAUUCUUCCGCUGGCGCUGAGUUCUCGUCGCGUUUCAACGUCAACGUCAACGUCAGCCGAGGAUCGUUGUUGACGGGCAUCCGCGAGGGAACGUCGGUGCUGAUUAACGAUCGAUCGGCGAUAUUAGGCGCAAUUUCUAGAGCGAGUCGCGGUUUAACGUCGCGGCAGGUUUCACCGGGACUUCAUACGCGGGAACUAUUUCGAGGUAGAGGGGCGGCGUUGGCGGCCAUGAUGGGUGUCAGCGGCGAGUAGCGACGGUACUCGCUCUCCGUCAGUUGGUUUCGUGCUUCGACGAUUGAUGCCGAGCAUUCGAGGAUAAGAAAGGCGCUCGAUAAAGCGGGAAGCAGAGCACGUACGUGUAGACACGGUUCGAUACGCGGCCGCACGGCUCACCCCGCAGGCAAGGCAGCGGCUGAAAAUCUUGGCGAUCUCGCGAGUAUCACGGCAAAAUGACGCAGCUACUACCCAUAAGGUUCCAAGAACACCUACAGCUUACAGCUGUGGGAAUUAACGCCAGUAAUGUCAGCUUUAAUACGCUUACUAUGGAAUCCGAUAAAUUCAUUUGCGUUAGAGAGAAGGUUGGCGAUACCGCCCAAGUGGUCAUUAUCGAUAUGAAUGAUUCUGCCAAUCCUAUCAGGAGACCAAUAUCCGCUGAUUCCGCAAUUAUGAAUCCGGCUAGUAAAGUCAUCGCUCUGAAAGCUAUGAAGACGCUUCAGAUCUUCAACAUUGAAAUGAAGUCAAAGAUGAAAGCUCACACCAUGACGGAAGACGUGGUAUUCUGGAAGUGGAUAUCGUUAAACACACUGGCGUUAGUAACGGAAACCGCGGUGUACCAUUGGUCGAUGGAGGGUGACUCGACUCCGAAUAAGAUGUUUGAACGUCACUCGUCAUUGAACGGCUGUCAGAUCAUCAAUUACAGAACCGAUCCGAAGCAGACGUGGUUGUUGUUGAUCGGCAUUUCGGCGCAACAUAACAGAGUGGUCGGCGCUAUGCAGCUCUACUCCGUGGAACGGAAGUGCUCACAACCGAUAGAAGGACACGCGGCCUCCUUCGCGCAGUUCAAAAUGGAGGGAAACGCGGAGCCCAGCAAUCUGUUCUGCUUCGCCGUCAGAACGGUCCAGGGAGCGAAGCUCCACAUCAUCGAAGUAGGUCAACCACCCUCCGGCAAUCAUCCGUUCCCGAAAAAGGCGGUGGACGUGUUCUUCCCACCUGAAGCCGGAAAUGAUUUCCCCGUCGCCAUGCAAGUUAGCUCGAAAUACGACGUCAUAUAUUUAAUCACGAAAUACGGUUACAUACACAUGUACGAUAUCGAGUCCGCUACCUGUAUAUUUAUGAAUCGCAUCUCGGGGGAGACCAUCUUCGUCACUGCUCCGCACGAAGCCUCCGGUGGUAUAAUCGGAGUGAACCGAAAGGGCCAGGUUCUGUCGGUCUCCGUGGAUGAGGAAAACAUAAUCCCGUACAUCAAUGGCGUGCUGCAGAACUCGGAACUGGCACUGAGAAUGGCCGUGAGGAACAACUUGUCGGGGGCCGAGGACUUGUUCGUGAGAAAGUUCAAUAUGCUCUUCCAGAACGGUCAAUACGCGGAGGCAGCGAAGGUCGCAGCCAAUGCUCCCAAAGGAAUACUCAGAACACCCGCGACUAUACAACGAUUCCAAAAGGUACCAGCCACCCAAGGGCAAACGUCUCCUCUUCUGCAGUACUUCGGCAUUCUUCUGGAUCAGGGACAGUUGAACAAGUACGAGUCUUUGGAACUGUGCCGACCAGUGCUGGUCCAAGGACGUAAGCAGCUACUGGAGAAAUGGCUGAAAGAAGACAAGCUGGAAUGCAGCGAGGAAUUGGGCGAUCUGGUGAAGCAAGCAGAUCCUACGUUAGCGCUUAGCGUUUACUUGAGAGCCAACGUGCCCAACAAAGUUAUCCAAUGCUUCGCGGAGACUGGCCAAUUCCAGAAGAUCGUUCUCUACGCGAAGAAAGUCUCGUAUACACCCGACUAUAUAUUCCUCUUGCGCAACGUUAUGAGGAUCAAUCCCGAUCAAGGUGUGGCGUUCGCGCAGAUGCUGGUUCAAGACGACGAGCCGUUGGCCGACAUUAAUCAGAUUGUCGAUAUAUUUAUGGAGCAGAACAUGGUGCAACAGUGUACGGCGUUCUUGCUAGACGCGCUUAAAAACAACCGGCCGAGCGAGGGUGCUUUGCAGACUCGUCUCUUGGAGAUGAACCUGAUGUCCGCUCCACAGGUAGCUGACGCUAUACUGGGCAAUCAAAUGUUUACUCAUUACGACCGAGCCCACGUGGCGCAGCUGUGCGAGAAGGCUGGCUUGUUACAGCGCGCUCUCGAGCACUACACGGAUCUGUACGACAUCAAAAGAGCAGUGGUGCACACGCAUUUGCUCUCGCCUGACUGGCUGGUGAGCUUCUUCGGCACUUUGUCCGUGGAGGACUCCCUUGAGUGUCUCAAGGCUAUGCUGACGGCCAACAUAAGACAGAAUCUUCAAAUCUGCAUACAGAUCGCGACUAAGUAUCACGAGCAAUUGACAACUAAAGCACUGAUAGAUCUGUUUGAGAGCUUCAAGUCCUAUGAGGGUCUGUUCUACUUCCUGGGCUCUAUCGUAAAUUUCAGUCAAGAUCAGGAGGUACAUUUCAAGUAUAUCCAGGCGGCAUGCAAGACCGGCCAGAUCAAGGAAGUGGAGCGUAUAUGCCGUGAGAGCAACUGCUACAAUCCAGAACGCGUGAAGAAUUUCCUGAAAGAAGCGAAGCUGUCGGACCAGUUGCCGUUGAUAAUUGUGUGCGACCGAUUCGAUUUCGUUCACGACCUCGUCCUGUACCUUUAUCGCAAUAACUUGCAGAAAUACAUUGAGAUAUACGUCCAGAAAGUAAAUCCGUCACGUCUACCGGUUGUCGUGGGCGGUCUGCUAGAUGUCGAUUGCUCAGAGGAUAUUAUUAAGAAUCUGAUACUCGUAGUGCGCGGACAAUUCUCCACCGACGAACUGGUUGAGGAGGUUGAGAAGAGAAACCGUUUGAAGCUGCUGCUGCCAUGGCUGGAGUCGCGCGUUCACGAGGGUUGCGUGGAGCCCGCCACGCACAACGCAUUAGCCAAAAUCUAUAUCGACAGCAACAACAAUCCGGAAAGAUUCCUCAAGGAGAAUCAAUUCUACGACAGCAGAGUCGUCGGCAAGUAUUGCGAGAAGCGCGAUCCACAUUUGGCCUGUAUCGCGUACGAGCGUGGCCAGUGCGACCGCGAACUGAUAAGCGUAUGCAACGAGAACAGUCUGUUCAAGAGCGAAGCGAGAUACUUGGUGAGACGUCGAGAUCCAGAUCUAUGGGCGGAAGUGCUCUUGGAGAGCAAUCCGUACAAGCGACCGUUGAUCGAUCAAGUUGUUCAAACGGCAUUGUCCGAGACACAGGAUCCCGAGGACAUAUCGGUUACUGUCAAAGCCUUCAUGACAGCCGAUCUGCCGAACGAACUGAUCGAACUUCUCGAGAAGAUAGUGCUGGACAGCAGUGUGUUCAGCGAUCAUCGCAACUUGCAGAAUCUCUUGAUACUAACGGCCAUCAAGGCUGACCGUACGCGCGUCAUGGAAUACAUCAAUCGCUUGGAUAAUUACGAUGCUCCGGAUAUCGCCAACAUCGCCAUUAACAAUGAGCUUUACGAGGAAGCCUUCGCCAUCUUCAAGAAGUUCGACGUCAACACUUCGGCUAUUCAGGUCCUGAUCGAGCAAGUCGGCAAUUUGGAUAGAGCCUACGAAUUUGCAGAAAGAUGCAACGAGCCACCGGUAUGGUCGCAACUCGCCAGAGCUCAACUGCAGCAGGGCCUGGUCAAGGAAUCCAUUGACAGCUUCAUUAAAGCGGACGAUCCAUCGGCGUACAUGGAUGUCGUAGAAACUGCACACCGGACUUCGCACUGGGAGGACUUGGUCCGCUAUCUUCAGAUGGCUCGUAAGAAGGCACGCGAGUCCUUCAUCGAGAGUGAGUUGAUAUACGCGUACGCGCGGACCAACAGACUCGCGGAUCUCGAGGAGUUCAUAUCCGGUCCUAAUCACGCCGACAUACAAAAGAUUGGCGACAGGUGUUUCGAUGAUAAAAUGUACGAUGCCGCAAAACUCCUCUACAACAAUGUAUCGAACUUUGCACGGUUGGCUAUAACGCUGGUCCACCUGAAAGAAUUUCAAGGUGCCGUCGAUAGCGCGCGCAAGGCCAACUCGACGCGCACUUGGAAGGAGGUCUGUUUCGCCUGCGUGGAUAGCGGCGAGUUCCGAUUGGCCCAAAUGUGCGGCCUGCACAUAGUCGUGCACGCAGACGAGCUCGAAGACCUGAUCAAUUACUACCAAGAUCGCGGGCACUUCGAAGAGCUCAUCAAUCUUCUGGAAGCUGCUUUGGGUCUUGAACGGGCUCACAUGGGAAUGUUCACCGAGCUGGCUAUUCUGUACAGCAAAUACAAGCCGCAACGGAUGAGGGAACAUCUGGAACUCUUCUGGUCGCGCGUUAAUAUACCGAAGGUUCUACGUGCAGCAGAACAAGCGCACUUGUGGGCUGAAUUGGUGUUCCUGUACGACAAGUACGAAGAAUACGACAACGCGGUCCUCGCGAUGAUGCAACAUCCAACGGAGGCUUGGCGAGAGGGCCACUUUAAGGACGUAAUCACUAAAGUCGCGAAUGUUGAGCUUUACUAUAAGGCUAUCCAAUUUUACGUGGAGUAUAAACCUCUUCUCCUGAACGAUAUCUUGCUCGUGCUUGCUCCGCGUAUGGAUCAUACUCGGUCGGUAGCGUAUUUCACGAGAACUGGCCACCUGCAACUGGUGAAACCGUACUUGAGAUCGGUCCAGGCGCUCAACAACAAGGCCAUCAAUGAGGCACUGAAUGGCUUGUUGAUCGACGAAGAGGACUACCAGGGUCUCCGGACGUCGAUCGAUGCGUUUGAUAAUUUUGAUAAUAUCGCGUUAGCGCAGCAACUCGAGAAGCACGAGUUGAUCGAGUUCAGAAGGAUCGCCGCGUACCUGUACAAGGGAAAUAAUAGAUGGAAGCAAUCCGUGGAGCUUUGCAAAAAAGAUCGACUAUUCAGGGAUGCUAUGGAAUACGCGGCGGAAUCGCGAAAUGCAGAAGUCGCCGAGGAGUUACUCGAGUGGUUUUUGGAGAGAGGAUCGAAGGACUGCUUCGCAGCAUGUCUGUUUCAUUGUUACGACUUGCUCCAUCCGGACGUCAUUUUGGAACUCUCAUGGAGACAUCGCAUCUUACACUUCGCAAUGCCGUACCUCAUACAAGUCGCGCGGGAAUACAUUACGAAGGUCGAUAAGCUAGAGGAGGCCGAAAGCCGACGCAUCGAAGAAACUGAUCAUCAAGAACACAAGCCUAUGAUUAUGCCGGAACCUCAGCUGAUGUUGACCGCAGGACCAGGAAUGAUGGCACCGGGUUACGCACCUCAGAACGUAUACGGUACACCUGCGCAAGUGUAUGCGUCCACCGCAACCUACCAAGGUUACGGUAUGUGAAAUACAUUUAACGGGACAGAUCAACAAAAUCUACUUUUCUAUAAAGUUUAGGUAGAACGAGAUUGUUUGGCUAGCUUAAUAUACCGUCAACGCGAAUGGAUAUAUCAUUUUAAGCGAGGAGUCGUCAUCGUUUAGCUCAUGGUUAUAGUGUAACAAACGACGAAAUGUGUGUGCAUUAUUAGGCGAGAGCUAUCACAUGCUACGCUAAAUGUGAACUUGUAAUUUAUAGAAAAAACGUUACUGAGCAAACCAUUAGAUUUCACCAUUUAGCUCUCUUUAAUAUAUGAACUUCGUAAAGCCGAUAUUAUUUAAAACUUCAAAAGAAGAGAGUAACAUUCUUAUUUUCAAAUUCCGCGGUGCUGAAAUUUUUUAUUGUGAAUUUAAUUUUCGUUACACAGCAGUAAAAAGAUAACACACACACACACACACACAUAUAUACACAUAUAUAAUACAAAUUAUAUAAGCAGAGUAUGAUUUUUGCUGUUUUUUACUCGCACAUGUGUAUGUGCGUCUACGUGCCUUUCUUUUGGCUCCUGAAAAGAAACAGAUUUAUUUCGGCAAUCUUGAAUUCAGAAGCGAAAUCCAAUCGUACGUUUGUAAAACGUCAUUCUAGUAUAAAUUGCACGAUGCUUUUUUUAGAAAUAUUUUCCAUUUGGUUUAUAUGGCUUAACGUACGCAAAAAUCAAGUGCAUUUAACUUUAAAGAAAUUUCUUUUCAUUUUCGUAAAACAGUGGCAUAAUAUAACAAAUAUAAAGUUUCGAGAAAUUCUGGCGCAUGAUGAGUCACGCUGAAAAAAAUAAAGUAAAAUAAAGUCCUCGCAAAAUUAAAGCGUAAUAAGAGCAUCGAGUAGAUCGGGCAUCGUUACAUAUUAAUUUGUAACGACGAAUCCCUCAAGGACAGGAGAAAAUCUGUAUGUAGACGUUUCGAAAUACGUUCGCGCGUAUCUGUAGCACAUAUACAUUCUAGAUCUACCUGUGUGUAUAUUUGCUUGAACAUACAUACAUGUUCGCAAUUAGUUUUGAUUUGCGUAUAAAUGACCGAUCCGUAAAAUAAAUAAUUCUAGAUAUUGCAAUUGAUAGCAAGAUCUUAUUGUCUUGUCAAUAUAUUGAAAUAUAAACAGUAGAUUGAGUUCUUGACCGCUCUUCAUACAUGUAUCAUGCUUUUGACCUUUUCUUAUCCAUUAUAUAAGGAGACAGACAGUUGCAAAUAGAGAACUCGAGAGGAAUAUAUGAGAAUAUUUAAGGAUUUGAAUAAGUAUAUAGAGCACGAUUUAUCGCAUCGUUCAUAACCGUACGAGGUUUUUGGUAAUGUUUUUCUACUCGUUUCAAUUCCACAUAAUGUGUGUGCAUAGUACCUUACUUGAAGUUAUUGAUCGUUAAUCAUUAGAUGAUAUUGUUACGAACUAUGCCUAAAUUAUGCAAGUAUUAAAUAAAGUAGAUCGCAAUAUUUCUAGAAGACGUGUGAUGACAAAGUCAUGUUGUUGGACACUUGUGUUUUUUUCAAAUAUUUAUGUUGCGCGUGUACAAAGUGCUGCAUCAAUCGACG